Micromonas pusilla CCMP1545 is the source of this 1182-nucleotide messenger RNA. RefSeq lists its product as uncharacterized. The transcript is spliced from 2 exons. The coding region runs from base 188 to 814 and encodes 208 amino acids. NCBI's taxonomy places the organism in Eukaryota, Viridiplantae, Chlorophyta, Mamiellophyceae, Mamiellales, Mamiellaceae. Gene Ontology annotation, biological process: regulation of DNA-templated transcription. The record is from RefSeq and is a predicted model, not a curated record. Gene Ontology annotation, molecular function: sequence-specific DNA binding; zinc ion binding.
CCGGGCGGCACGAAACAGCACGAGCGCGUCGAGGGUCGUUUCUCGCGCGAGGAAGGAAGCGUUCGCGAGGCCUCAGGGGUCACGAACGAAGGCGAAGGCGUCGAAGGCGCUCGACUCCGGCGGAGACGUGUUCGUAGCGCGCCAAAACAUCACCGACGCGACCGACAAAGCCCCGCGCUUCGAAACCAUGGCCGGGUUCGCGCGCGCGACGGGGAUGCGCUCGGGCCGCCCGCUCGCGAACGACGCGCACGAUAAGCAGUGGUACACGCUCGUCAAGCUGGACGAGUACGGCGGCGUCGGGCACGUCGUCAGCGACCGCGAGCUGCAGGAGCUCGAAGACCUCAUCCUGAGCGGCGAGGACCCGAGCGACGACUCGUCGUUCAACGAUGGGCAGACGCUCAGCGGGGACGAGUCGCGCGAGGACGACUCCGUGGACGGCGAGGAGCCGUACAGCGAGGACACGGGGCCGCUGAGGCUGCCGGUGCAGGUGGCCGCGCAUCAGAAACCGGGCGGGCCGUGCGACCACUGCGGGGCGCAAGACUCCCCGCAGUGGCGCCGCGGGCCCGCGUCGAAACCGAUGCUGUGCAACGCGUGCGGGACGCGAUACCGACGCACGAACAACCUCGGACCGUCCACGCCGCUCGGAAGGGUCGCCGCGCCCCCACACGGGGCGUCGCACCAGGCUGCCAACAUCGCGAAGAAACGGUCGCCGCCGGUCUCGCCGUCGAGCACGUUGAAUCCCGGGAACAAGAAGGGGCGGUGCGGGACGGGGAUGAACGUGUACGAGCGAUACGGCGCCGGCGUUCGCGCGUGAACGCGACGGCGGCGAUGAUUACUAUUUUGAAACGCGGCGAGAGACCACGACGGAGUCGUUCGGUCGGAGCCAGCCCUCAGCGCGCUUUGUCGCGGUGGCGCGACGAGGGGAAUUAAGAUAAUACAUCAUAACAUAGUUCUGUAAGUUAACAGGGGGGCAGAGAGAGGGUGCGGGACGGGAGAGAGUGGGUGGAGCGGGGCUGUCGUCAGAACGAAUCAUCUGUCGGUGAUGACGCGUCGUUCGCUCGCGCGCGGGACGCGUCGCGAGUGAUUGGACGGGGGGACGGCCGCCUCGACGUCGAGCGGCGGCUCGGUAGAGAGAACAACAAAAACGAACAACAUUUAAUAUAGCACCGCAAACAAAUAAAC